This is a messenger RNA of Desarmillaria tabescens, 1131 nucleotides long. RefSeq lists its product as uncharacterized. Lineage: Eukaryota; Fungi; Basidiomycota; Agaricomycetes; Agaricales; Physalacriaceae. The record is from RefSeq and is a predicted model, not a curated record. The transcript has 9 exons. The coding region runs from base 1 to 1131 and encodes 376 amino acids.
AUGGUCCACACAAUACCAUGGUGCACUGUUCUUUCACCCCCUAAUGUAUCCGGUGUCAGUCCCAGAGUCUACAAGAACCAACUGGUGUGGAUUCCAAAUGGUACUACUGGUGCUAAGUGGCCAGUCGUGGUUUACUGCAAAAGAAAGGAUCAGGCAUUGGUGUUGAACACACAUUUGAAUCCAUUCCUGGUGUAUCAUGGCCAAGAGGAUGAUGUAACUUUCAGAGUGUCUUUGCAUGAGUGGCAAGAAUGGCCCACGAUCACUGCAAUGUUCGACAAUGAUGGGGCCACCUUCUGGGCCAUCAUAUAUGGCACAAGGGCAGGCAUCUUCUAUCACCAAGAACAUGCUGUGGACCAAGUCAAUCGGUCAAACCCAACAUAUCGCAGGGCCCACGGCUUCGAUAAGAUUGAAAAUGCGCUAAUCUGUCAAAUGAGUCGUGGUGCAACUGUGUAUGGAUGUGUAGAUCAAUACCCGGCCAACACAACGACUUUGCCAUUUCAUGCUGGCAGUCGAGUUCCCCGCCCUACACCCACCAUAGCUUCACCCACAGCAUCUCCAGUGGGGACCCCUUCGAAGCAGAAAGGGAAGGCACACAUUCCCGACUUGUCACCAAGGAAAACUCAUCAUGGCAACUACCUCACUUCGAAUGUGACUGUCAAUAGCAUUGGCAAUGGGGACAUAUUUUCAUCUCCCACAUCACACAGCUCACCAAGGACUCCAUUACUUGCAAGAUAUCUGGAGGUAUACCAGUACCCGAAGCGAUACAUAUCAAGACAUCUUGAAGAGGCUGAUACAAGGGAUGACUUUAUUGAAGCGAUGGAGGAGAGUAUUCCGGAAGAGGUGGCUGGAUUCAUUUGGGACCUGGGGGGUACAUAUUUCAACUCAAGUUUCCUACUUGAAGGGAUAUCGGCAGAAGAAAUGUACUAUGAGGCGGCAGAAGCACCGGCACCAUGGCCUCGGGAUUCUGGUCACUGGGGCAAAAGUCAAAGCCAUCCAAUGACCCUGACUGAUGACUUUGGUGAUGGUCGCGCGACCCGCAUAACACCGGUUCAGAAGUCAAACAAGCACAGUCAUGUCGAAAGCAAAGUGUCAAGACCACAGAAACUAGGGCCAGUUGAGGUGCUGAUGUAA